AUGCGAUUAUAUGAGCAGUUAAACCUCACUUCUAAAUUGGCCAUCGAGAAAGCGCCUCAUAGUUCAAUUGUGAAUAUCGAUACUACAGCUGUAGGAAAAAUAAAAAUAAAAAUCCAACGAGUUUCAAAAACACUGUGUAUUUUUGGGUUGAGCAUCAAAAGAAAAAUGCUAAGCCGGGUCACCUUGAAUGUAUGGCUUGAUAUUGCCAACACGAUAUUGGUUUAUUUUCUACUUGGCAUUCCACUUGCUCGUAGCCUCAAACGUGGCUGGCUUACCCUUGAUGCAUUUGUCUCACGUGGCACCUUCUUUCUCUCGAGUCUAGAUCUCGCUCAUACGAAUGUCAGAACACACCUGUCCAACCCACGGUGGACUUGUCGAAGAUGGAUUUAACCCAGACUUUGAUCUAAAACAGUUGAUUCUUGAUCCAGAUUCCAACAUGCACAUCUGGGGAUGGCUGGUAUCGGGAUUUCUUACACUCGGAUCACUUACUAUCGCAGCUCACAGCAUUACACGCCAUCUUACACACUAUUAUACACCAAAAAUUCAACGACACAAAGUGAGAGUAUUAGCCUACCCACCUGCCUACGCGAUCCUGGCCUGGCUGACGUAUUUAAAGUACGAUUAUGCAACAGUUAUCAUGUUUUUUGCCAAGAUCGUUGAGUCUUUUGCAGUCUACAACCUCUUUGUCUGUCUCCAGUCCUAUUUGGAAGGAUACCGCAAGGAAAAUGAUCACGUCAAGGUAGCAGUGGACACCAAAGUCCUGGGCAUCUAUAAAUUCCAUCUGAACUCGAAAUGGGGGCUUCAUUUCCGUGCUAUUAUAGAUAUCUUGGUCUUUCAAUUCCCUAUUUGGAAUAUAAUUGCUUCUUUUAUUUCAAUCUUUGCCCAGAUCAAAGGUGUCUAUUGCGACGGUCAAUUCAGUCCACAUGGUGCAUAUCUGUACCUGGCGACGAUCAGUUUUAUUUCUCUAAGCAUAAUUCUCAUGGCGCUAUUUACUUAUCUUGCUGUGUUUAAUGAUGAAUGGAAAAGGGGAAAGGUCAGAGCACACGGUAUGUUCUGGUGUGUCAAGGGACCUAUCAUGGUCAUCUUUUAUUUUGGUGAUAUUCUACUAUCUAUCAUGACCUAUUUUGGGGUGAUCCACGACAAAGUACCUACAAAUGGAGGCACUGUGUGGACAGCUGCUGCUAUCAAGAACGGUUACUAUGUGCUCUUAAUCUGCGCUGUCAUGGUAUUUGUUGCUGCCCUUAUGGAGCGAUACUUUGGGUUGGAUUUCAAGGAAGAUAUUUUUGACGAUUCCGACAAAACGCGAUAUGGAUAUAUGCAUGCAUUUGCUGACAGCUUCUUGGGUUUCAUACCUCACUUCUUCAUCGAUCUUUUCUCGUGUGGAGGUGAAACAGUAGAACUGGCCAAAAAACGCAUUAAGCUCCACAAGCAACGACGCCUAAGUGAUGAUCAACUCGACCUCUUGGGAGCCGAGCCUGAUGCUCAUGAAGUGACACAUAUGGAUGACCCUUCAUCCCUUAGUCAACCUGCCCGUGCACACCAGUCAAAGGUCUAUGUUGAUCCAGACAGCGCACGGUUGAGCCAAUUCAACAGUAUACCCCUUGAACCCUUGAACCCUGCGUUUGCCGACCAUUCUUACACAACCACCAGCGUAGACCGUAACAAAAAUGAGACUAAAAUUGAGAUGACCCGGAUUAAAAUGGACCAGGGGUCUAGCAUAGAUAAUUUCCCUAUUCCUCCUCUUCAAAAGAGCUCUUCUGAGCAAAGACCCGCUCUUGCUGAACCCCAGCCAUCACAAGCUACGUCUCUUUCUAUAAGCGAUCAGGUUGAUCCAAAUCGACCUAAAGACCACUUUUCACCUCACGAGGGUAGAAAUAUUCCACCAGGAUAUUUCUAA
This is a messenger RNA of Phycomyces blakesleeanus NRRL 1555(-), 1897 nucleotides long. RefSeq lists its product as hypothetical. The transcript has 9 exons. Lineage: Eukaryota; Fungi; Mucoromycota; Mucoromycetes; Mucorales; Phycomycetaceae. Gene Ontology annotation, molecular function: transporter activity. The record is from RefSeq and is a predicted model, not a curated record. Bases 338 to 1897 code for a protein of 519 amino acids. Gene Ontology annotation, biological process: transport.